Umbelopsis ramanniana AG is the source of this 1551-nucleotide messenger RNA. RefSeq lists its product as uncharacterized. Gene Ontology annotation, biological process: tRNA methylation; tRNA wobble uridine modification. Gene Ontology annotation, cellular component: cytoplasm; mitochondrion. Lineage: Eukaryota; Fungi; Mucoromycota; Umbelopsidomycetes; Umbelopsidales; Umbelopsidaceae. The coding region runs from base 1 to 1551 and encodes 516 amino acids. The transcript has 8 exons. Gene Ontology annotation, molecular function: GTP binding; protein binding; GTPase activity. The record is from RefSeq and is a predicted model, not a curated record.
AUGCUGCCAUGUCGUACUGCUUCACGACAACUAUAUAACGUUGGCUCUGCUGCGUUACCACUGCGAUAUCCUCGUUGUGCAAUACGUUUUCCCAGGGCUCAUAGCCGCUUCUUUGCAAGUCAGAACUCCAUUCCGGCUUUUUCAUACGUCCAGCCCCAAGCAGGACCAGAUACUAUAUUUGCCCUCUCCACGGCUCCAGGUAAAGCCGGAGUGGCCGUGAUACGCAUUUCUGGAAAGAACGCGGAAGAAGUAAGUACUGGAACGCCAAUUGCAGUGUUGAAAAUGACUCACAUGAAGAAACUUCCUGCUCCAAGGCAAGCCGUGCUGAAAAAAAUAUACCACCCAAGCUCGAAGGAACUUUUGGACAAAGGUAUUGUGCUUUGGUUUCCUGGACCUCAAAGCUAUACAGGAGAAGAUACGGCAGAGUUUCACAUCCAUGGUGGAAAUGCGGUAACAAGAAGUGUACUGGAUGCUUUGGGUAGCAUAACCCAAUAUCGCAUUGCUGAUCGUGGUGAAUUUUCUCGAAGAGCUUUUGACAACGACAAGCUAGACUUGACCGAGUUGGAAGGUUUAGCAGAUCUUCUCAAUGCAGAAACUGAAAUGCAGAGAAAGCUAGCCUUGCGCCAAGCCGAGGGAAGUUUACGACAACAAUAUGAUGGUUGGCGUGAACAACUCAUCAAAUGCAUGGCUCUAACGGAAGCGGUUAUAGAUUUUGGAGAAGAUGAGAACAUAGAGGAUGGUGUCUUGAACGAUGUAUUGGUAAUUGUGGAACGAUUACGGGAAUCCAUAAAGGCACAUCUUAAUGAUAAUCGUAUUGGAGAGAUAUUGAGAGACGGAAUUCAUAUAACGAUAUCUGGACCACCAAAUGCAGGGAAAAGUAGUUUUCUGAACACAUUAGCUCGGCGAGAGGCGGCAAUUGUUUCUGACAUACCAGGGACGACCAGGGAUGUCGUGGAGGUGUCCCUUAAUCUUGGUGGCUAUCCGGUGGUGCUAAGCGAUACGGCAGGGCUGCGGGAAUCAUCCGAUCUUAUUGAGAUGGAAGGCGUAAAACGUGCCAUGGCCAAGAUAUCGACUUCAGAUAUGCACAUUUGCCUCCUACCCCUUCCAGAAAUCGAAAGCUUUGAAAGACUCCACGGUCACAAAAUAUUAAAUGAGUCCAUCACUCCCGACACCAUUUUGAUCAUCAACAAAAGUGAUGCCUCCAACACAAUUUCUUCGAAGGAAACAAUUGAAAGAUUGACUAAAACCCUGGGAGUCAGACACACAUGGCUCAUCAGUUGUAAAACUGGGGAAGGCAUCGAUCAAGCAUUAGAAUCAUUGAUAGAUUUUGCAACGUCUUCUUCGGCUCUCAUUACCCAGGCAAGACAUCGGUUUAAUCUGUCUGCUUGCCUCGCAGCCUUAGAUAUGGUAGCAGAUUACGCCACGAGCGAUAUUGUAUUGGCUGCAGAAGAGCUUAGACAAGCAGCCAGUGCCAUCGGGAGAAUCACGGGAAAGGUGGACGUGGAGCAAGUAUUGGAUAUGCUUUUCAGCGAAUUCUGCAUUGGCAAAUGA